Amborella trichopoda is the source of this 3035-nucleotide messenger RNA. RefSeq names its product Tetratricopeptide repeat (TPR)-like superfamily protein. Lineage: Eukaryota; Viridiplantae; Streptophyta; Magnoliopsida; Amborellales; Amborellaceae. Gene Ontology annotation, molecular function: protein binding. The record is from RefSeq and is a predicted model, not a curated record.
CAUAGCGGGGUUACGUCUAUUUCUUCCCUUAAACCGUGGUAUUGGGUUUUAGGGACCAGGGAUUUGAAGUUCGAAUUUCUUCAAUGGAGAUUUCUGGGUUAUCAGUAGAGCUCAGUUACAGGUCCUUUCUACCUGUUUCCGGUAACUCCCUUUAAUUGAUAAAUAAUGAGAAGAGAAAGCUGCGGUUUUGGGUCUUAAGAACCAGUGAGAUGAAGCUCCAAUUUCUUCAAUGGCGAUUGUCGGAGUCUGCAGAAGAGCUGUCUUACGGUUCUCUUCUUCCUAUUUCAGGUACCCACUCUGCUAUUCUUCACUUAUUUCCGUUACCAAUCCUUCUUCAACGCCUAAACCCCUGGAAAAACCAGACUUUUGCCUCUCUUCCUCUGAAAAUCAAACAGUCGGUAGAGUUCUCCAUUGUUUAGAAUACAAGAGCUCUGAUUAUUUGAUGAAUUUAUCUACUGGGUUGAACCCAAACAUAGCAGUUAAUGUAUUGUUCAAGUGUAGCCACAAUCUUCUGUUGGGUCAGAAGUUUAUAGAUUGGAUGACCCAACAACCUGGUUUUAAGUUCAAUUCUAUUUGUUUGAGUGCAAUGGUUCAUAUUCUGGUAAAAAGCAGGAGACUUUCAGAUGCUCAGGCUUUUAUCCUUCGAAUGGUGCGAAAGAAAGGGGUCUCGAGACUUGAAAUUGUUCAGGCAUUGUUGGGUACUUAUGAUUAUUGUGAUUCCAAUAAGCUGGUCUUUGAUUUGUUAAUAAAAACUUAUGUUCAGGCUAAGAGGCUUAGGGAAGCUACAGAGGUGUUUAAAUUGCUAGAAAAAAAUGGGCUUUUGCCCUCGAUUCAUGCCUGUAAUUGUUUACUUGGAGGUUUGGUUAAAGUAGCUUGGGUUGACCUUACAUGGCAAAUUUACCAUGAAGUUAUUAGAAAUAAAAUCCCUGUAAAUAUGUAUACUCUGAAUAUUAUGAUGAAUUCUUUGUGUAAGGAGAGGAAAAUUGAGCCUGCCAAGUCAUUUUAUACAGAGAUGGAGAAUAUGGGUUUUGCCCCAGAUGUUGUUACCCACAAUACUUUGAUUGAUUUGUAUUGUCGAGAAGGCCUUUUGGAGGAAGCAUUUGGUAUACUGAACUCUAUGCCGGUUAAAGGAUUGAGACCUGGUAUUGUAACUUAUAAUUCAGUUAUAAAUGGGCUAUGUAGAAGAGGAGAUUACUCAAAAUCCAUUGAGAUAAUGGAUGAAAUGCAUCGAGUUGGUCUUGUUCCUAAUACUUCUACCUAUAAUAUUAUGAUCAGUGGGUCCGCCAAAAUGGGGAAUUCAGUUGAAGCCACACGGAAUUAUGAGAAAAUGAAGAGUAAAGGUCUUCUUCCAGAUAUUGUGACUUUUACGUUGCUGAUAGGCUUGUCUUGUAGGGAAGGAAAUCCUGAUAUUGCUUUAGGAUAUCUUGGGGACAUGAAAAAUACAGGUCUGGCUCCUGAUAAUGUGGUCUACACUAUGGUUAUUAAUGCAUUUUGUAGAGCUGGUAGGACCACUGAGGCCCUCAGGUUGCGUGAUGAAAUGGCGGAGAGAGGUUCUCUUCCCGAUGUAGUGACUUACAACACAAUUUUGAAUGGGUUGUGCAAGGAAGGGAGAUUGUCAGAUGCUGAUGAUCUCUUUAAGGAAAUGGCUGAAAGAGGCUUGGUCCCUGACUAUGUUACCUUUACCACUUUAAUUGAUGGGUAUUGUAGAGAUGGAUCCAUUGAAAAAGCCCAAGAUUUAUUUGAUGAAAUGAGAGAUAGGAAUUUGAAGCCUGACAUUGUCACAUAUAAUACUUUGAUAGAUGGCUUUUGCAAAGAAGGGGACAUGGAGAAGGCCAGAGAUUUGUGGGGUGAUAUGAUUAACAGGGGUAUUCUACCUAAUCUUGUUACAUAUAGCACAAUGAUUGAUGGGUUUUGUAGCAAAGGGAACAUGAUGCAAGCAGUUGGUUUAUGGGAUGAAAUGGUGGAGAAAGGCAUUGCACCCAAUGUUAUAACAUAUAAUUCUGUUAUAAAAGGCUAUUGCCGAUCAGGAAAUUCUAGCAAGGGUGAGGAGCUCUUGGCUGAGAUGACAGGGGAAGGCCUUGUUGCCAACAAGAUAACGUACAAUACUCUUAUUCAUGGGUUUUGCAAAGAGGAAAAGAUUCCACAAGCUUUUGAUUUGGUUGUUAAAAUGGAAAAUCACGGGAUUCGCCCUGAUGUUGUCACAUACAAUGCACUUUUGAAUGGGUUUUGUAGGCAGGAAAGAAUGAAAGAAGCUAAUGUUGUCUUUCAAAAAAUGGUUGAGAAGGGGGUAAUGCCUGAUAGGUUGACAUACACUUCUUUGAUGAAUGGAUAUGUAGCUGUGAACAACGUGAGAGAGGCAUUUCGUUUGCAUGAUCAAAUGCUGCAGAAAGGUUUUAUACCAGAUGAUAAAUAUUAAAUAUACCUUGUUUUGGUGCAGAUCAAGAUCCAUAUUUUUGUAGGCAAGGGCUGCCAUAUACGUUCAGUUAUAUCCAUGCUGACAUGAUGCACAAAGUAGCCUUCUUAAGUGAUUCUUUUUGUGAGCUAAGACUAUUUAUUGGAUUUUCGAUAUCCACGAUGCCUUGUUUGGAGGAGUUACGCUCAGCAUUGUGCUCAAUCCCUAGCAAAAGCUUUACGAAAUGGAAAAUGAUUUGAUCCCCUACUGUGGAUGUGAGGAACAUUUAACUGAAGAUAAUUCAACGGUUGUAGGGGACGGGAGGCGAACUGCCAAGUGCCUGAUUUUCAUGAACAACUUGGCAAACCAUAUAUAUGAAUUGCAGAAUAAAAGAUGGGCUAUAUCAAAGUGGGUCAAGAUAUAUAUGACCACAAGGGUAUCAUCCAGUAUAAUUGUGUCAAUAGUGAUUGGUUGGUUUUCGUUUUCCUUUUUUUUAACUGUCCCAACAUCAGUACACAGUGGUGGGAUCCUCGCCCAUGCAUUUUGUAAUUUGUGAUUGGUAUUCAAGUCUUUUGUACGAGGUAUGGCCAUGCAUCUAAAUCAAUUGGUGGUGGUUGCAUAUAAAGAUAGAAUUCAUGCUCAA